AUGAUGCAUAAGAAAUCAAGAAAACCGAAGGCCAAGUCAAUAAAAUGCGCUAAUGGAUGCAAAACUGAGGUGUCAGCCGAUGAUCCAGUUCAAGCCGAAGCUAUUCAAUGUUGCCAUCAAGAUGAACAAUUUGAUUGGGUUGAACCUGUUGAUAAUUGUUCACGUUGGCUCUGCAACAAUUGUAGAAUUAAGCUCAGUAUAAAUGUGAAAUCUUUAUGGUUCUGCUGUGAUCAUGAAGAAAUGCACCUCGAUGAAGAUGAAAGUGAAGAAUUAUGA
This is a messenger RNA of Adineta ricciae, 276 nucleotides long. The record is from the annotation of a GenBank genome assembly. NCBI's taxonomy places the organism in Eukaryota, Metazoa, Rotifera, Eurotatoria, Adinetida, Adinetidae.